Molecule: messenger RNA, 417 nt
Organism: Sclerotinia trifoliorum
Lineage: Eukaryota; Fungi; Ascomycota; Leotiomycetes; Helotiales; Sclerotiniaceae
Source: the annotation of a GenBank genome assembly
AUGAACGAUAACGACAAAGAACUCGUGAAAGGAGUGCUUUCCCAAAACGGAAAAGUCGAUUUCAAAUCCCUCACGAAGUUUCUCAAGCCCGAAUUGGAGCCCGAUAAAAUUACAAGAGCUAUGGUCGAGAGCACUCGUCUUCGCUACAAGGGUCUCAAAGAGCGACUCGGUCUUGCAAGUGCCACACCUGCCACCCCAGACCCAUCACCCAAGAAGCCUCCCAAGAAAGAAGGAGGUCGAGGCAGAAAGAGAAAGGCACAUAUCGAAGACGAUACGGCCGAAGCGUCCAGCCCGAGCCCGAGCAAAAAGAAAGAUAAAGGGCAGGCAAAGGCAGUUGUGAAUUUGGAGGGAAGUGAUAAAGAGGACAAUGCGUUUCAGGAUGCAAUGUUUGCAUAUGAGCAUCAUGAUGAGGCGUGA